AUGUUGGGAGUCUUUAGCAGCAACAUUGUGUCCCUGCCUGAGGAGCUGGUGGCUGCUGGCAGCCGGACUCCGUCGCCUAAGACCACCGCAACAGCGCUAGUGAAGCAGUUCCUACAGUGCAAUGACUCCGGGGUGUCGGUACAGAUCAGCAAUGAUGUAUACCUAGCUUACACUGACAACAGCCAGUCACCCUUACUUCCCAGGACAUUUGGGGUGAAGGAUGAGAUAUUCUGCAUGUUCGAGGGAGAUGAAUCAGGCAAGGUUCCUUUGUACUGGGGUAUCACUGCUGAUGGAUUCUUGGCAUUUGCUGAUGAUGCCGAACUGCUUAAGGGAGCGUGUGGCAAGUCGCUCGCUUCGUUCCCUCAGGGAUGCUUCUACUCAACAGCAGUGGGAGAGCUACAAAGCUAUGAAAAUCCGAAGAACAAGAUCACAGCUGUUCCUGCGGCAGAGGAAGAGAUGUGGGGUGCAACGUUCAAGGUGGCAGGACCAACAGUUCUUGCCGCCACAGAAUAA
Messenger RNA from Camellia sinensis, 513 nucleotides. Lineage: Eukaryota; Viridiplantae; Streptophyta; Magnoliopsida; Ericales; Theaceae. The record is from RefSeq and is a predicted model, not a curated record.